Drosophila innubila is the source of this 1357-nucleotide messenger RNA. RefSeq lists its product as uncharacterized. The record is from RefSeq and is a predicted model, not a curated record. The coding region runs from base 92 to 1228 and encodes 378 amino acids. NCBI's taxonomy places the organism in Eukaryota, Metazoa, Arthropoda, Insecta, Diptera, Drosophilidae. The transcript has a single exon.
UUGUUGCGAUUGACGAUAUUUGCUAACAAGAAAACAGAAACAAACUCUUGCGAAAUAGGUCCAAUUGGAAAUACUUUUAAUAAAUUCAGCCAUGGAUUUCAUUGAGCGUGAAUUGUGCGACAUAAGAAAUGAAUGCAAGAAUAAAUUAAACCACAGCAGAAUCAUUACCUGCAAUACAACGCUUGUGCGGGUGGAUCUAUUGCCGGACAGAGCGAAUCGCACAUUGACGGUUUGCUUACGUUUUCCGGCAGAUUAUCCACAGAGCUCAUCCAUCAUGGUGGAGCUGAAAAGUCGCGUUUAUUCGGAUAAAUUGCUGGCCGAGCUCACUCGACUCAUGGAUGAGCAUGCCAAGGAGCAUAUGGGAAAACCACAGGCAUUGCUUGUUUUGUGCUUUGCCUUGCAGUAUUUAUCGGACAAUCCAUUGUGCGUGUGUCUAGACGAGAUCAAGCAGCUGCGCACAGAUAUUAAGUCCAGAGAAGUCGCCGGGAACGUUGCCAGUCAACUAAAGCUGCGUCAGCGCACCAGUUGUGUGGAAUUAAUUGCUAGAGGUGGUCACUACAUCUAUCGCAUCACAGCCGUUGUGCCCGAUGAUUAUCCCAACCAGUGUGUCGAGAUGCGUGGCCAGGAGUCCAAUUUACCCAAUGUCCUGGUGCGUUACCUCAACGGACAAUCGCGGGAGAUUGCCCGUCAGUGUGUGGAGCCGCCGUUGCGUCUAAGCAAGGAUGAACUCGCCAACUUUCGACCCGUACACAGUCUUUAUCGCACCCUCAAGUUCUGUUUGGAGGCGACUCGCGAUUUCCAUCUUGAGCUGUGUCCAAUUUGUGAUAAUCCCGUGCUGCAAACACAGCCGGAGACAGUGGUACUGGAUGACCGUGAAGAUGCGUUUGUCGAGCGCGUCUACUGCGGCCAUCUGUUCCAUCAGGGCUGUCUCAAGCACUAUCUGUCCGAACCUCCGUUUCCCAAGGGCGGCAAACUCUGUCCGGCUAAGCGACGUCAUCCACGCUCCGACGCACAAACCUACAUGGGGAACAAGGCAACUGCAGCAUUGAUAGCAACUGGUAGCAGCUGUAAUAAACUGGACAAUGGAAUGGGAUUGGGAUUGGGUGUUUGCGGCAUUAAACUGGCCCAUGAUCGUUGGGUUCUCAACAUAAAGACAGCCGAAGCACGCUGGGCACAAAAACAGGCCCGACAACGUGAACUGGAGGAGGUGGUCGACUUUCUACAGUGAAAUACAAUGCACCAACAUUUCUGUAUAUAAAUUAUAAUAUAUUUAAAUUUAAUUUGUGAUGUAUUCGAAUACGCUUUAAUGGCUGAAGAUGCUAGGUUAUGAAAUAAAUAGUAAGAUGAUUAUGAUUAC